CCCCCCCUAAAGUGCAUGAAUACCCGGCAUUUCUGGUGGGGCAGGUAAAGCCAGUUUCUUGGGCAUGAAUUAGACAACAACACACAUUUGAACACCGGGGGGCGCUAGCGAUGAGACAUCCAAUAUACGGCUUUUCUGGCAGCCCCGCUCUCUUCCCUUUUCCAUCCUUUCUCAAUUUAUCUGUAUUGAGGACCGGAACAUUGAAACAAAAAAGAAAACAGGUGAUUAUAUGGAAUGGCGCAGCAUGGCAUGAUUUUAGAGGGAAUAACAGCACAGCAACGCACGCAUUUUCUGUACCGGCUGAUUCUACCAAUCAGUUCGGACCAAAUUGUUCAUAUCUGGGCGUCUUUCCUUGCCUCUUUUUACUGUACUUUGGUGAUUCCUCUUCUAUACCAUGUACUCGUAUGCUGAUAUAAGCGUGCGCAGUGUUUCUUUCCCUCUUCAUUUGGAUUUCGUUUCUUUCCCCCACCUACUACUUUUUUCCCCUCGUUUUGCUUGCUUGUUCAUGCCAUGUAUCCGCUUUUCACUUGUUUGCUCUACUGGUUCAUUCAUCAUCGAUAUAUUAUCCGACAUUCCUGCUCUGUUAUUCUAAACAGAGAUCAAUACUCGUACAGUACAUAACUUGUUAUCUGACAUAAAGACCUUAACAGUCCAGUACCUGGCUAAGCUGCAGAUUAAAG
Molecule: messenger RNA, 680 nt
Organism: Aspergillus caelatus
Lineage: Eukaryota; Fungi; Ascomycota; Eurotiomycetes; Eurotiales; Aspergillaceae
Exons: 2
Coding region: 235-411 (58 amino acids)
Source: RefSeq, a predicted model, not a curated record